Molecule: messenger RNA, 1614 nt
Organism: Chlorella variabilis
Lineage: Eukaryota; Viridiplantae; Chlorophyta; Trebouxiophyceae; Chlorellales; Chlorellaceae
Product: expressed protein
Exons: 9
Coding region: 1-1614 (537 amino acids)
Biological process (GO): nuclear pore organization
Cellular component (GO): nuclear pore transmembrane ring
Molecular function (GO): protein-macromolecule adaptor activity
Source: RefSeq, a predicted model, not a curated record
AUGGCGAUGGCGAAUGGGCUGCUAGCCAACGAUGUGCUGUUGUGGAAGGCCAUUGGCGCGGCGGUGUGGGCGGCAGCCAUCGCCGUUGCCGCCUCGGGAGCCCUGGGGCUGAUGCUGUCCCCUGCCACCCUGUUCUCCCCUGCUCGCCUGGUGGGCGGCUCAUUCAGCCUGUCCGCCUGGCUGUCAGCAACAGCGCUGGUUCUGGCGCAAGCCCCCGCAUUUGCUGGUGCGGCGGCCGCGCUGCGUGCCUGCGAGCCGCGCCCAGCGCACCUGCACAGGCUGCUGCACUGGCCACGCUGCGCUCCCGCCUCCAUGCUGAUCGGCAAGCUGGCGGCGCGGCUGGGCAGCGUGGCAGAUGCUGCAAGCACCGCCGCCUUUUUCGCCACACACGCUCUCUCCGCUGCUCUCUUCCUUUCCGUCUUUGCCGCCGCUAUGGGCAACGCUAUGGGAGGUGCCAGGUCGACCCUGCAGUACAGCCUGUGGCUGGCGACGGCUUACCUGCUGCACUGGGUCCACUGCAGCCAGGACGUUCUGGCCUUCCCAUCGGUGCAGCGCCACCGUUACUUCCGAAUGAAGCAGCGCCUGCCGAGGGCGGCGGUGCAGGCGGCCCAGCUGGCUGCCGCCGCCUUUUCCUGCGCUGUGACCACCUCACUGCUGCGCAGCAAUGUGCUGGGGGAGGCCUCGCCCGGCGCCUCUGGAGCGCCGCUGACGCUGGGUGGUGGCACGGCGGCGCUGCUGGCCGGUGCCCUCUGCACCUUUUGCUGGCUUAUGAGCUCCGCAGCUCUGGAGGUGGUGUUUACCGAGCGCUUGCGCCCAGAUGACUACUCGGAUCGAGAUGUGCUGCGCGCCAUGGUGGCCUGCCUGGCGGGCAAGCGGGGCGGUCUGAUGCAGGGCCUGGCGCUGCACGAUGCCAGCCUGCUGGCGGGCGACGUGGGCAGGGCGGCGCUGCGGCGGGCCGACAUGUUUGCUGACGAAAGCGGGGACAGGUGGAAGCCAGUGGCUGUGGCGUGCAUUGCUGAGCUGGAUGCGGUGUCGGCGGCCGUGGGGGCGGCGCUGCAGCAGCAGAAGCCGGCGGGAGGCGCGGCCGGCAUGCCCUCGGCUGCCACUCAGAGUCACAAGUGGAACGGAGGGCUGGGCAGCAGCAAGCAGCAGCUGGACGCGCUGCUGGCGGUGCGCUGCGGGUACCCGCGCGCCGCGCAGGCGGCGCAGGCGCUGGCGGGCUUUGCAUGCGCCUCGCUCAAGGAAGACCGCUUUGGGGUGCUGCAGCUGACGCAGCCCGGACUGGGCGAUGUGCUGCUGUGCCUGCUAGGUGCGCUGGGCGCCACCCAGCAGCUGAUGCGCGUCACCGCCAGUCUGGUGCCCCGCCAGCUCAGCCUGGGCCCCUGGAGGGGCAAUGGCGACGCGGCGGCCUGGGCAGGCUGCUACAGCUCUCCAUCUGUGGAUGCUGCCGCGUACGCGCUGCAGGACACGCUGACCGUUGCGCUGUACCGCACCAGUACCACGUUUGGGGCUGGGCUGGGCAAGGUCCUGGCCGACUGCACCGGCAAGCCCGCGUACGGGAGCGCAUCCGAGGCGGCGGCGCUGCUGCAGCAGUUCCAACGGGGCCAGGCGUGA